Messenger RNA from Lottia gigantea (owl limpet), 702 nucleotides. RefSeq lists its product as hypothetical. The transcript has 9 exons. NCBI's taxonomy places the organism in Eukaryota, Metazoa, Mollusca, Gastropoda, Lottiidae. Bases 1 to 702 code for a protein of 233 amino acids. The record is from RefSeq and is a predicted model, not a curated record. Gene Ontology annotation, molecular function: scavenger receptor activity.
AUGGGUUCUUUCAAAGUUUAUGUGUCGAUGUUUGCGUUGAUCGCUAUGCUCAAAAAAGCGAAUCCUUGUAAAAAUGGUGGAACAGAACAGUCUGAUGGAACAUGUGUUUGUACAGUUCAAUUUACUGGUACUACUUGUGAAGAAAAAGUGAAUCCUUGUAAAAAUGGUGGAAUCGAUCUGCCUAAUGUUGGAUGUAUUUGUACAGCUGAUUUUACUGGUCCUACUUGUAAAGAAAGAGUGAAUCCUUGUAAAAAUGGUGGAGUCCAAUUGUCUAGUGGAAAAUGUUUUUGUUCACAGAAUUUUACUGGUCCUACUUGUGAAGAAAAAGUGAAUCCUUGUAAAAAUGGUGGAACAGAACAGUCUGAUGGAACAUGUAUUUGUACACAGAAUUUUACUGGUCCUACUUGUGAAGAAAGAGUGAAUCCUUGUAAAAAUGGUGGAUUCGAAUUAAUUGCUGGAAGAUGUUUUUGUACACAGAAUUUUACUGGUCCUACUUGUGAAGAAAGAGUGAAUCCUUGUCAAAAUAAUGGAACACUACUGUCUGAUGGAUCAUGUAAUUGUACACAGAGCUUUACUGGUCCUACUUGUGAAGUUCGUCGCUGUCAAUUAUUUGGUGAAAGAAUAUGCAAAUCGCAUUGUUCUGUAAGUGAAAGAGAAAUCGAUCUAUUUUGUGAAGGAAAUGAUCUCUGUUGUGAGAUUUAA